This is a messenger RNA of Acanthaster planci (crown-of-thorns starfish), 2164 nucleotides long. Its product is annotated as V-type proton ATPase subunit G 2-like. Gene Ontology annotation, molecular function: proton-transporting ATPase activity, rotational mechanism; ATP hydrolysis activity. The record is from RefSeq and is a predicted model, not a curated record. Lineage: Eukaryota; Metazoa; Echinodermata; Asteroidea; Valvatida; Acanthasteridae. Gene Ontology annotation, biological process: synaptic vesicle lumen acidification. Gene Ontology annotation, cellular component: vacuolar proton-transporting V-type ATPase complex; vacuolar proton-transporting V-type ATPase, V1 domain.
CGGAUCCGUAUAGCAAUUUGUGUAGCCUACGUAAAUUUCUUGCUUUUCAUCAUUAAGCAAAAUGGCAGCGCAAACCCCGGGCAUCCAGCAGUUACUUCAAGCCGAAAAGAAAGCCGCAGAAAGGGUCGCGGACUCGAGAAAACGGAAAAACAAGAGGUUAAAGCAGGCUAAAGAAGAGGCGCAAGAAGAAAUUGAGAAGUACCGACGCCAGAGGGAAGAGAAGUUCCAAGAGACUCAGGCGAAUUACCUGGGCACCAAGGGAGAUCAGGCCAAGGAGGUGGAAGAGCAGACGCGGCGCAAGAUCAGCGAGAUGGAGAUGCGCGUCGCCAAGAACAAAGAGCAAGUCCUGGCCCAGCUGUUUGACCUCAUCUUUGACAUCAAGCCAGAGCUUCACCAGAAUGUACGGCUAUAGAGGCGGGGAGGGCGGUAGCUGGUUUAUAUAGUCAAGUCUAUUGAAAAUGGCCAGCUGUGGUCACAGUGGAGUUAAACAUGAUUGAACUGUGUCGCUGUUGGGUCGCUUGGUGGCUGGUAGGCUUGGACUCUGAGGUCGCUAGGCCAUGGGCAAGCUAACCUGCUGGAUCCUGUUACAUUGAGCAGGCUUUUGUCAUGGAAAACUGGUGCAGGUAGACCUAAAUGACCAUAGAACAGUAGUCUUUCACACCAGCUUUAAACUGAGAUAGUUGCAAAUGUAGCGGGCUAUUACAGCCCUAUUUAGUGGUCCUUGUGCAGUGCUACCAGGUCAUAUGACCACAGUUUACCCAAUUGGUGCAACUUACUUGGCAGCUCCAGUGUUCAUGUAGCCUCCACUGCAGUACAUUUGACUAGAUAUAAUAAGCAAAUAUAUAUGUAUGUAAUAUUAAUAGUUAUGAAUGUAAUAUUGGCAGUGUCACAUUUGUACACAUCUGUGCUGAGGUGUGAGAAAGAUUUGGACUGUUAGAUAAGACAUGUAAGCCUUGCUAUAUUUGCGAGGCAGUGGUGACCCUCUCCCUAAGACUGAAUUGCAAUAUGUAUGUUAUUCAGAAUCUGUGUAGCCGUAAUCAUGCUUAGUUGUAACAUAUCAGAGUGAUCCAUGGUAAAUUUUUAGCCCUGUGUUAAGAGUUAGGAGACACAUGGUCAGCAGGUCACAGUUCCACAGUACUGAUCACAGUCAUGGGAUUUGCUUGAUGCAAGUGUCCUGCACAAGCGCUACAGACCAAGUUCGAUCUGCGAUAGCUGGUUACCCAUGGGUCAAGUUUUCAUAGUAACAAAGAUACAUUUCGUGUACUGAUUACCAAGGAGAAUUGACCAGUGAUCUAUAAAUGGUCGUUGAUCGAACUUUAAUAGCCAUACAUAUGAGUAUGCAAAUUUUAUAUGGCCUCAUUUCAUACAGAAACAUGCUAAAAACUGCUGAUUGGUUGACAGGUGUCCCCUGACCCAUACUCUUUUCUGUUGAACCUAUUUGCUGAACCUGUUUCCAUUAUACAUAAUUGACUUUCCCUACAGAGGCUUGUAAUGAAUGUACAUGGCUGCGGAUUGGUCAAAGUCUGGAGGUCAAGAAGAGGUCUUUGCAUAAUUAAUUUGUUGGUUAUGCUCAGGCAUCAUAUUAUGAAUAUAUGAACUGGCGAUGAGGUCACUAGUGCAUGUCUUUGCGCCCCAUGGGACUGUGAGUGGCAAGAUGGUCCUAUUUCCUGAGGUCAAAGGCAAACGGAAGGAGAACCACCUUUUGGUCACUCAAAGGCCUGAGGGGGCCCCUGGACAUGCACAAGUGACUGCAUGAUGCCAGUCCACUUGGGUUUUAUAGCACCCUUCAGUCCAAAAUGUAAAAUUAUAACAGAACUGUAAUUCCUUGGAGUCAGUUUUUGAGUUCUCAUCAUGUGAGGAUCCUGUAACCCAUCAAAUAUUUUGAAUGUAGUGCUCAGGCUCACGGUGUCUUUGGGCAUGUCCAGUUCAUGGUGAUGGUAAAUGUCAUGCACUAGCCUAUAACCUGCAAGAGUUGUCAUAAAUGGGCAAGGAUCUUCCAGUAUCAAUUUCAAAUGUACACUCAUAGUCUCUAUUAUUAUUCAAGGGCAUUCCCAAUCAAUGCCAAAGGUCUGUCCAAGUGCACUGUAUUAACCACUCCCUGCCGGGGAUUCCGGAUCUGGACACGUAUGCUUUAUAUGCGUGGCCAGGGUCUCCAAACUCGGAC